AUGUCUAUUAAGUUAAAUACCGGGGCUGAAAUGCCUCUCACUGGUUUUGGUGUCUGGAAAGUCGCCAAAAGUUCUUGUGCUGAUACCGUUAUCAAUGCCCUUAAGGCCGGUUACAGAACCUUCGAUUGUGCUGCCGACUACGGUAACUGUGUUCAAGUUGGAGAAGGUUUUAAACAAGCUUUUGAAUCUGGUUUAGUCAAGAGAGAAGAUGUUUUCAUCACUUCCAAGUUGUGGAACUCGUACCACGACCCUGAGGUGGUUGAAAAGGCUUUGGACAGAAUCUUGUCCGACAUGCAAUUGGAGUACCUUGACUUAUUCUUGAUGCAUUUCCCCAUUUCUUUCAAGUACGUGCCAUUUGAAGAAACAUAUCCUUCUGGGUUCGGAACCAAGUCAGAGAUCGAAUUGGCUGAUGUGCCAAUCAUUGACACUUGGAGAGUCAUGGAAAAGAUCUACAAGGCUGGAAAGAAAGUCAAGGCCAUUGGAGUAUCCAACUUCAACGGAGGUCUUUUGACUGAUUUGAUCAAGCAGGCUGAAGUUGUGCCAGCUGCUUUACAAAUUGAGCACCACCCAUACUUGCAACAAUCUCAAUUGGUGAGAUUCGCCCAACACAAGGGUGUGGCCAUCACUGCCUACUCAUCAUUCGGUGGUAACAGUUACCUUGAAUUGGACAACCCCGCAGCAAAGAGCUCUCCUAACUUGCUUGAACACGCCACCAUCACUGCCAUCGCUGAUAAGCACGGUAAGACUAGUGCUCAGGUUUUGUUGAGAUGGGCCACCCAGAGAAACAUUGCUGUGAUUCCAAAGUCCAACAAUCCUAACAGAUUGAAGGAGAACUUGGAGUUCAAUGACUUUAAUUUGACUGACGAGGACUUUGAUGCCAUCAGAGAGUUGGAGAGAAACUUGAGAUUCAACGAUCCAAAGGAUUGGGCUGGACCAAACCUCUGUAUUUUCUGA
Molecule: messenger RNA, 954 nt
Organism: Yamadazyma tenuis ATCC 10573
Lineage: Eukaryota; Fungi; Ascomycota; Pichiomycetes; Serinales; Debaryomycetaceae
Gene: GRE3
Product: trifunctional aldehyde reductase/xylose reductase/glucose 1-dehydrogenase (NADP(+))
Cellular component (GO): cytosol
Molecular function (GO): aldose reductase (NADPH) activity
Source: RefSeq, a predicted model, not a curated record